GAGAGAGGCAGGAAGAGGCAGUUCCUGGCUGGUGGACGGCAUCUGAGCAGGUGUCAGGAUGCUGGGCUGGGUCCAGAGGGUGCUGCCUCAGACCCCAGGGACACCAGCGAAGACCAAGAGAGAAGAGGAGGAGGGGGCAGAACCAGAGCCAGAGUUGGAGCCGGAGCCUGAAACAGCCCCUGAGGAGACUGAGCUAUUGGAAGAGUCCCGGCCACCUGAGGAGGCCUGCGUGGGGAAGGAAGUGGCUGAGGCUGAUCCGGGCCCUCAGGAAACCCAGGAGGCUGCCCCUUCUCCGCCCACAUCCCUCCAGGCUCAGGUCGCUGUGGUUCCGGAAGCGAACAGUGGUCCCAGCAGCCGGGUGCUGACCUGGCUCAGAAAGGGUGUGGAGAAGGUAGUUCCACAGCCCGUCCACAGUGGCAGGCCUGCCCAGAGCACCGCUGCUGGCUUGGAGGGUCCAGCUCAGCAGGCAGGAGGACAGAUCCUUGGGCACUGCAGCACUGGGGGCUCAGAUGGACACAGUGAGGCCCCCAGGGCCCAAGACACCGGGCCCGGGCCCUGGCUGCUCAGGUGGCUUGAGCAGAAUCUGGAGAAAAUGCUGCCUCAGCCUCCGAAAACCUCUGAGGGCUGCAGAGAUGAGCCUGCAGAUGCUACCUUGGGUCCAGAUCCCCCAGGACCCCCGUUGGAAAUGGAGCCCGUUGCGCAGGCCCAGGAGAGCCCCUCCCUGCCUGCUGCUGCCCCCCUGAAGCCUGAGGAGGAGCCGACUCCAGAGCCCCAGCCCGGCAUCCAGGCCGCCUCCCUGCCGCCCACCCAGGACUCUGCCAGGUUGAUGGCAUGGCUCCUGCACAGGCUGGAGAUGGCCCUGCCACAGCCAGUGAUCCGUGGGAAGGCUGGGGAGCAGGAGCCUGACUCCCCUGUGACAUGUGACGUGCAGAGCAUCAGCAUCCUCCCGGGAGAGCAAGAGGAGCCCAGUCUCAUCCUGGAAGAUGCUGACCCUCACUGGGAGGAGUAUGAGUACCAGGAGGUCAGCAGCCCACGGGGCUCAGAGGCAGCUCCAGCUGAUGAAGAGGAGAGCGAGGUGGUGGAGCAGAUGCCCAGGGAGCUGCCUCAGAUUCAAGAGGAGAAAGAAGACGAGGAGGAGGAGGACAGAGAAGAGGAGGAACCUGGUGUCCUGCUGGAUAGCUGUCUGGUGGCACACGGAGGCGAGGACCAGAGUGAAGCAGGCGGAACUGAGCACCAGAGCGCCUCACACCAGGAGCUGCAGGAGGAGGCCGUGGCCACCAGCUCAGGAGUACCUGCCACAGAAGAGCACCCGGAAGUGCAGGUGGAAGACGCUGCUGCCGAUGGCCAGCCCCUCAGCGAGGAGAAUCCACCCUCUCCCGGGCCGCUGCCCCCGUCUCCUGCCGAAUCCGACACACUUCGCGUCCCAGGAUCAGCCACGGGGAGCCUCAGGAAGAGGCUGUGCUCCCAAGAUGAUGAGGCUGAAGAGCUCAAGAUGCUGUCACCGGCUGUAUCGCCCGUGGUCGCUUGUUCGGACCCCACCAGCCCGCAGGGCACUGAUGACCAGGACCGCACAGCCUCCACAGACAGCCAGACCAGUGCCCUCAUCAACAACCGGCUCCAGGAGCUGGUGAAGCUUUUCAAGGAGCGGACGGAGCAGGUGAAGGAGAAGCUCAUCGACCCUGAUGUCACCUCUGAUGAAGAGAGCCCCAAGCCCUCCCCAGCCAAGAAAGCCCCAGAGCCGGCCCUGGAUGUGAAGCCAGCUGAAGCGGGGCAGGUGGAGGAGGAACACUAUUGUGAAAUGCUCUGCUGCAAGUUCAAACGCCACCCCUGGAAGAGGUACCAGUUUCCCCAGAGCAUCGACCCGCUGACCAACCUGAUGUACAUCCUGUGGCUGUUCUUCGUGGUGCUGGCCUGGAACUGGAACUGUUGGCUGAUUCCCGUGCGCUGGGCCUUCCCCUACCAGAUGCCGGACAACAUCCACCUCUGGCUGCUGGUGGAUUACCUGUGUGACCUCAUCUACCUCCUGGACAUCACCGUGUUCCAGCUGCGUCUGCAGUUUGUCAGAGGCGGGGACAUCAUUACAGACAAAAAGGAGAUGCGCAACAAUUAUCUGAAAUCUCAGCGCUUUAAGAUGGAUAUGCUCUGCCUCUUGCCCUUGGACUUUCUCUACUUGAAAUUCGGUGUGAAUCCCCUCCUGCGCUUGCCCCGCUGUUUGAAGUACAUGGCCUUCUUCGAGUUUAACAACCGCCUGGAAGCCAUCCUCAGCAAAGCCUACAUUUACAGGGUUAUCAGGACCACAGCCUACCUGCUCUACAGUCUACAUGUGAACUCAUGUCUGUAUUACUGGGCUUCAGCCUAUGAGGGCCUUGGCUCCACUCACUGGGUUCAUGAUGGCGUGGGAAACAGUUACAUUCGCUGUUACUACUGGGCUGUGAAGACCCUCAUCACCAUCGGUGGCCUGCCCGACCCCAAGACGCUCUUUGAAAUUGUCUUCCAGGGUCUGAACUAUUUCACAGGUGUCUUCACUUUCUCCGUGAUGAUCGGACAGAUGAGAGACGUGGUGGGGGCCGCUACUGCGGGAAAGACCUACUACCGCAGCUGUAUGGACAGCACGGUGAAAUACAUGAACUUCUACAAGAUCCCCAGGUCCGUGCAGAACCGGGUCAAGACCUGGUAUGAGUACACCUGGCACUCCCAAGGCAUGCUGGACGAGUCAGAGCUGAUGGUGCAGCUUCCAGAUAAGAUGCGGCUGGACCUCGCCAUUGAUGUGAACUAUGACAUCGUCAGCAAAGUGGAACUCUUCCAGGGCUGUGACCGGCAGAUGAUCUUCGACAUGCUGAAGAGGCUCCGCUCUGUUGUCUACCUGCCCAACGACUACGUGUGCAAGAAGGGGGAGAUAGGCCGGGAGAUGUACAUCAUCCAGGCGGGGCAGGUGCAGGUCUUGGGUGGCCCGGAUGGGAAGUCCGUACUGGUGACGCUGAAAGCUGGAUCUGUGUUUGGAGAAAUAAGCUUGCUGGCUGUUGGGGGCGGGAACCGGCGCACAGCUAACGUGAUAGCCCACGGGUUUACCAACCUCUUCAUUCUGGAUAAGAAGGACCUGAAUGACAUUUUGGUGCAUUAUCCUGAGUCUCAAAAGUUGCUCCGGAAGAAGGCCAGGAGAAUGCUGAGAAAUAGCAACAAGCCCAAGGAGCAGAGCGUACUCAUCCUUCCUCCACGUCCAGGCACCCCCAAGCUCUUCAGUGCCGCCCUGCCUGCAUCAGGAAAGAUGGGUGCCAAGGGGGCCAAAGAUGGCAAGCUUGCCCACCUCAGGGCACGACUCAAGGAGCUGGCUGCACUGGAGGCAGCUGCAAGACAGCAGCCGGUCCUGGAACAGGCCAAGAGUUCGGAAGAUGCAGCGGGAGAAACGGGAUCAGCUACCCCAAAACAGCCCGCGGCCCCGGAGACCCCGGCCCCAGGCUCUCCGCCACCUGCAUCCCAGGGGAGGCCCGAGGGAGAAGAGGGGGGUGCGGCCUGGCCCGAGGAGCACUCCGUGUGGAUCCACAUGAGCCCAGGCCCGGACCCCGGGGAACAGAUCCUGUUGGUGGAGAUCCCCGAGAAGGAGGAGGAGGAGGAGGAGGAAGAGGAGGAGGGGGAGGGGGAGGAG
Lipotes vexillifer (Yangtze River dolphin) is the source of this 3643-nucleotide messenger RNA. It is a transcript of the gene CNGB1, whose product is annotated as cyclic nucleotide gated channel subunit beta 1. The transcript is spliced from 33 exons. Gene Ontology annotation, cellular component: photoreceptor outer segment; intracellular cyclic nucleotide activated cation channel complex; plasma membrane. Gene Ontology annotation, molecular function: protein-containing complex binding; intracellularly cGMP-activated cation channel activity; intracellularly cAMP-activated cation channel activity. The annotation marks the transcript as partial. The record is from RefSeq and is a predicted model, not a curated record. Gene Ontology annotation, biological process: monoatomic cation transmembrane transport; retina homeostasis. NCBI's taxonomy places the organism in Eukaryota, Metazoa, Chordata, Mammalia, Artiodactyla, Lipotidae.